AUGUCUCUCUCCCUCUCUCCAUCCACACCAAAGCUCUUUAGGCUACUUUGCGCAUGUACGGCCAGUCAAAGCGAGCAUUGCAUCGACUCCAAGAUGGCGAAAACACGUCUGGCUUGCCUCCUGACUCUCCUCUCAACUCACUGCUACUUCAGCGUGUCAGCCGUGGUCCUGAAAACCAACAACGAAUCACCGUGGACCGAUGAGUUUGACAAAAUUGAGUUAUCGUGUUUGAUCGAGUCCAUCUCUACAACCAACCCCAGGAUUGAAUGGAAGAAGAUAACCAAUGAGGGCCCGAGUUAUGUCUACUUUGACAGGAAGAUCUCAGGCGACCUGGAGAACCGAGCGAUGAUCAGAGAACCGGCCACAUUGCUGAUAACCAACGCCACAAGGUUGGACACAGCCAAAUAUCGCUGUGAGGUCACCGCCGCUAACGACCAGAAGUCCUUCGACGAGAUUGUGAUUGACCUUGUUGUAAGAGUAAAGCCGGUGGUGCCAAAAUGCAGCGUCCCCAAAUCAGUGCCUUUUGGGAAGUCAGCCGAGCUGAGCUGCGUGGAGGACGAGGGCUUCCCCAAGUCUCAGUACCAGUGGUUCAAGAACAGGGAGGAGAUCCCCGACGACCCAAAGACCAGCCUCAAGUUCUUCAACUCCACGUACACGCUCAACGCAGAAGCCGGAACUCUGAACUUCAUCGCAGUCAGAAAAGAAGACGCAGGCGAAUACUUCUGCCGAGCGAAGAACGACGCAGGACACUCCGAGUGUCCGCCCCAGAAGAUGGAAGUCUAUGAUAUUGACGUUGUGGGGAUCGUACUGGGAGUGCUGGUGGUGGCCGUAGUGCUCUUGUGUAUAACAGCGGGGAUCUGCUGUGCAUACAAGCGAGGCUACUUCUCCAGCCAAAAACAGAUGGGGAACAACUACAAAGUUCCAGCUAAAGGAGAUGGAGUGGACUACGUCAGGACGGAGGAUGAGGGGGAUUUCCGACACAAGUCGUCAUUCGUGAUCUGAAAAGAGAUGGGGG
Molecule: messenger RNA, 1015 nt
Organism: Perca flavescens (yellow perch)
Lineage: Eukaryota; Metazoa; Chordata; Actinopteri; Perciformes; Percidae
Gene: jam3b
Product: junctional adhesion molecule 3b
Exons: 9
Coding region: 1-1002 (333 amino acids)
Biological process (GO): cell migration; cell-cell adhesion
Cellular component (GO): cell-cell contact zone; plasma membrane; protein complex involved in cell adhesion
Molecular function (GO): integrin binding; protein homodimerization activity; protein heterodimerization activity
Source: RefSeq, a predicted model, not a curated record